AUGAGACUUUGGGUUGUGGCACUUUUAACGAUUCUCGUACAUUCCACAGCAGCUAAGUUUAGCAAAUCAUCCUGGGGCCUGGAAAAUGAGGCUUUAAUUGUGAGAUGUCCUAGGCAAGGAAAGUCUCGAUACCCUGUGGAUUGGUAUUACUCAAAAACCAACAAAAGUAUAACCACCCAGAAAAGAAAUCGUGUAUUGGCCUCGGGGGAACGUCUUAAGCUUCUCCCGGCCAAAGUCAAUGAUUCUGGAAUUUAUACUUGCAUUAUCAGAAGUCCUACCUUCAAUAAGAUUGGAUACGUAAACGUCACCAUAUAUAAAAAAAAACCAGAAUGCAAUAUUCCAGAUCAUCUGAUAUAUUCAACAACAUCUGGAUCAGAAAAAAAUUCCAAAAUAUAUUGUCCUACAAUUGACCUCUACAACUGGACAACACCUGUUGAGUGGUUUAAGAAUUGUAAAGCUCUUCACGGGCCAAGGUAUCAUAUACAGAAGACCUUUGUGCUGAUUGACAAUGCAACUAGCAAGGACACAGGUGAUUAUACAUGCAAAUUUAUGCACAAUGAAAAUGGACUCAGUUACAGCGUGACGGCAACCAGAUCAUUCGUCAUGAAAGAGGAGGAAAGCUUUUCUUGGUUUCCAGUAAUUAUAGCCCCUCCGCAAAAUGAAACAAAAGAAGUGGAAAUUGGAAAACGAGCAAACAUACUCUGCUCUGCUUGUUUUGGGAAAGGCUCUCGGUUCAUGGCUGGCGUCCGGUGGAAGGUGAAUGGAACCACAGUUAAGAACUUUGGUGAAGCAAGAAUUCAAGAGGAACAGGAGCAAAAUCAAAGUUUUAGCAAUGAGCUGACUUGUCAGAACACCAUUUUAAGAAUAGAUGAUGUGAGAGAGGAGGAUUUGUUGCUGCAGUAUGAAUGUCUGGCUCAGAGUUUGCAUGGUUCGAUACGGCACACCGUAAGACUAAAGAGGAGAAGUCCAAAUGACCAGCAAAGCACCUACUACAUACUGGCGGGAUUUAGCACCUUGUUAAUGCUAAUCAAUGUCAUGGUGAUAACCCUGAAAGUGUUCUGGAUUGAGGUUAUUCUGCUCUGGAGAGAAAUAGCUAGAUCUUACAAAACUAGGAAUGAUGGAAAGAUCUACGAUGCUUAUGUCAUCUAUCCACGGAACUAUAAAAAUAAUCCCGAGAGGGCCAGUGCCGUGGGGCACUUUGUUCACCAGAUUCUGCCUGACGUUCUUGAAAAUAAAUGUGGUUAUAACUUAUGCAUUUAUGGGAGAGAUCUGCUACCUGGAGAAGAUGCAGCCACUGCAGUGGAAAGCAACAUACGAAAGAGUCGGCGGCAGAUUUUUAUCCUGACUCCUGAGAUGGUGCAAAGCAGGGAGUUUGCCUACGAGCAGGAGAUUGCCUUGCACAGCGCCCUCAUCCAGAAUGACUCCAAGGUGAUUCUUAUAGAAUUGGAGGCUCUGAGCAAGCCCGGUGGACUGCAGUUUGGGGAACUUCAAGAUUCCCUCAAGCAUCUCAUGGAAGUGCAAGGUACCAUCAAGUGGAGGGAAGACCACGUGGCCAACAGACGGUCCCCGAAUUCCAAAUUCUGGAAGCACGUGAGGUACCACAUGCCUGUGCCAUACAAACCGCCAGAGAAGAUACCCAGUUUGGCUUCCCUGAGUGCCCAGGGGCAGUAA
Messenger RNA from Odobenus rosmarus divergens (Pacific walrus), 1671 nucleotides. It is a transcript of the gene IL33R, whose product is annotated as interleukin 1 receptor-like 1. Gene Ontology annotation, molecular function: interleukin-33 binding; interleukin-1 receptor activity; interleukin-33 receptor activity. The record is from RefSeq and is a predicted model, not a curated record. Gene Ontology annotation, biological process: signal transduction. Bases 1 to 1671 code for a protein of 556 amino acids. The transcript has 10 exons. NCBI's taxonomy places the organism in Eukaryota, Metazoa, Chordata, Mammalia, Carnivora, Odobenidae.